This is a messenger RNA of Aspergillus alliaceus, 1750 nucleotides long. Its product is annotated as serine/threonine-protein phosphatase 2A activator. Gene Ontology annotation, molecular function: peptidyl-prolyl cis-trans isomerase activity; protein tyrosine phosphatase activator activity. The transcript has a single exon. Gene Ontology annotation, cellular component: nucleus; protein phosphatase type 2A complex; cytoplasm. The coding region runs from base 349 to 1617 and encodes 422 amino acids. Gene Ontology annotation, biological process: mitotic spindle organization. Lineage: Eukaryota; Fungi; Ascomycota; Eurotiomycetes; Eurotiales; Aspergillaceae. The record is from RefSeq and is a predicted model, not a curated record.
AAUAAACGACUUAACUCCCAUCGAGUCGCCAGCAUGUCAACCGCGCUGAACUUACUACUUAACUCGCAGUUUUUACCCAAGCACAAUAAUUAUCACGCGCCCGUAUUCAAGACAUUGUCUGACCAUUCAGCGCUGGACCACAUAUCGAUCACAUGAUUAUCGAUGUGAGGCACUAAGGCUGCUUGGGGUAUGGCGUCAUCUUGGUGAUCAGAGGCGGUCAAAAGGACGACUUCGGAAUUCAGCCCCCGAGACUUAUGUCAUCUGUCAAGUGAUUGAUUGUUCAACAACUAUUCCGUGGGGAACGAGAGGUUAAAGUCAACUGAUUAAAUACCCAUCACACCUCCCAACAUGGCGUCACAGGUCUCUGCAUCGCAGGGGGUAUCAGCACCCAAGAUCGAUCUGUCGAAGAAACUCUCAGAACUACGAUCGAAUCGCAAAUCCCAACCAGCUGCACUUUCCAGGCCUUCCAGAGAACCUGCUCCAGUCACCCCGCUGCUCCCUAACCCCCCCGACCUAUCAUCCCACCAAUAUGCGCGACCAGUUCGUCGAAUUUUAUCGAACCAUGACCACCAGCUAUUCCUCUCCUCGCCGUCUUAUUCCCUGAUUCUCGCCUUCAUUUUUGGCCUCUCCGAUUCAGUCCGCGGACGCACAACGACUCACAUCGAAGAACGCCCAAGCUCACCCAAUAUUUCUAAAAUUUUGUCCGUUGUCAACUGCAUCCGAACGCUUCUGGAUCAACAUCCAUCCAUCGAUCAGGGCGGCUCAAGAUUCGGCAACCCUGCUUUCCGCGACUUGUUCGAUGAUGUCGCCGCGCAGAGCGCAAAGUGGCACCGAGAGAUCCUCGGCAUCCAAGACACAACUGCCAUAGAAGAGGUGUCAUCAUAUCUGAUACACUCGUUGGGCUCGCGAGAUCGUCUAGACUACGGCUCGGGCCAUGAGUUGAAUUUCAUGAUGUGGUUGCUCUGCCUGCGCCAGAUGCAGAUAUUCUCGACCGCGGACUUCGAGAUGGUCGUAUUCCGAGUGUACGUCAACUACAUGCAACUCAUGCGUGACGUCCAGUCCGCAUAUUAUUUGGAACCGGCUGGUUCUCAUGGUGUCUGGGGUCUUGAUGAUUACCAUUUCCUUCCCUUCUUGUUCGGCGCCGCCCAGCUCGUGGAACACCCCUACAUAACCCCGUUGGCAAUCCAUAACACUGCCAUCCUCGACGAAGAAGGAGACAAGUAUAUCUACCUGGAUCAAGUGCGGUGGGUGGAUAGCGUGAAGACGGUCAAAGGUCUACGUUGGCACAGCCCUAUGCUCGACGACAUCUCAGGGGCCAAGAACUGGAGCAAGAUUGAAGGCGGCAUGAAGAAGAUGUUUGUCAAAGAAGUUCUGGGGAAACUGCCCAUCAUGCAGCACUUUUUGUUUGGCAGCAUGAUACCCUCAGUACCAGGCAUGGGAGAGACGGACGACGUGGAGACGGACGGACACGAUCACACCAAUGGCAUUGACCACUCUCACACAAAGCACACGGACCAUUUUGGUGACUGCUGUGGAAUUAAAGUGCCGAGCACUGUAGCUGCGGGAGCUGAAGCGCGCAAACGAGGAACAGGCCUGCGGCCGAUCCCCUUUGAUUAGUAGUCUUGUAUGUACAUGACCUUACGACCUGGCGUUGGGAUAUAACUCCAAUAUAGAAUUAAUCAGUAAACACUGAAAUAAUGGAACAAAACCCCCGUACAUCUAAUGGAAGUAAGCCACUUCCCUCCCAAUA